AUUUGAUCUAAUGGCUCAGCUAGAUUACAACAACUACAAGGUGGCAUGGAUUGCCCCGCUCGAGAUCGAAACUCUGGCAGCAAAGUACAUGCUCGACGAUGUCCACACGGGCAGAUUCCCAGUACGAGAGGGUCAUGACUACCCCUUGAUCGCAGGUCGCAUGUGCGGACACAACGUUGUCAUCGCCAGCUUUGCCCUUGGGCAAGACUAUGGUACAGAGCAAGCUGCCGGUCUCGCUGGCCAGUUGAAGCUUCUAUUCCCCAAGCUUUGGUUUACGCUACUAGUUGGUGUCGCAGCAGGGCUUCCAAGCCCUCGACGAGACAUCCGUCUUGGAGAUGUUCUCGUUGCAAACUCCGAAGAUGAAGUCCCUGCUAUUGUGGCUUACCAUCUCGGCAAAGAAACAUCCGAGGGACUCAAGCUCCUCCAUGGUGGACGAAGCCAACUUCCUACGAACCCCGUUGUGACAUCUGCUUUCUCAAAGAUCAGAAUUCCAGAUCCCAGAUGUUAUAUCAAUAGCUUCCUGGACCACUUUAAAGUCAUGCAACACAAAGAGCACUUGAGUGGAGACUUCACGGAUCCUGGUCAAUCUCAAGACGAGCUGAACGAGACGACUUCGAGUGGAGAGAGAGUCGCCAUUCUUCGGGAUCCACGGCCAGACAACAGGCGUACCAAAGUGUGGUACGGUCCAAUUGGCUCUGGUGACAAAUUGAUGAAGAAUGCCAAGGAGAGAGAUCUGUUGAGAGACAAAUACAGUCUCAUUGGUCUAGAGAUGGAGGCAGCAGGAGUCAUGAAUCGUCUUAAUGUCGGCGUCAUCAGAGGGGUAUGCGACUACGGGGACGAGCAGAAGAACAAGGAGUGGCAGCCUUACGCGGCUGCAAUGGCUGCCGCAUACGCCAAACAAGUGUUGCUUGAGAUCAGCGUUGUCCCAUCCGACACGGAUCUUCAUAUUCGAACGCCUGAGGAGGCCAGAUACAACGAGCAGCCGGGAUCUUUGAGCUCCAUAACUCAUGCCCGGAUGCGAGAUCCAGCUGUCAGAAAGCCCGGCUUACCGCCCAGUCCUGCUUCAUCAGAUAUGGAGAUGGACGCAGACCAUCAAAGCGGUGUAGGCACUCGCCUCCGAGCUUGGGCAACGGACAUUGUGUGGCCAGAGAUUCGCAAUGAAAGGCCUGCUCUAGCAUCGAAAUUUGUGAAACGCAAGAAUUUUCCAAGAUGCCUUCGGACAAACAGUUCGUUGUGGGACGCUGAAGAGAGACAGUCCCCCAUGAAGCUUCUUGUACAUGGUGUGACUGGCGUUGGGAAGAGCCAAAUCUGUCUGCAAGCAAUUGCUGAAAAUGAAUCCAGAUUCAGGGCGGUCUUCUAUGUUGAUGCCAGCAGUAGAAAGUCGGCAAACAGUAGCUACCUUGCCAUAGCUGGAGUCAGCGGAACAUUGAUAGACACGUCGGGCAGCAGCUCCGAUGAGAACAUCUCUCAACAGAUUUCACGCACGAGAUUCUGGAUGAGCAACCUCGAAGAACCAUGGACUCUCUUCAUCGACAAUGCCGAACCCUCGGUGGCUGCCAAUCUGGAUGACUAUCUUCCUCGUCAAGGCUGUGGCGUCAUCAUUAUUACGACUAUCGACGGACAGGUCGCUUCGUCCUGCGAUAUUCACGAAAACAUCGCCCCUAUGGAAUCAUGGGAUGCCAACGAGCUAAUCCACAACUUUGUGGAUGCCACAAAGGACUUCAGUGAAGACGAGUGGGAGGCGAUCGAAUCCUUGGCCUCUGAAACGCUUGGGGGGCUGCCGCUCGCUAUCGCGCAGGCUGGUUCUUACAUUGCCAACAAUCCAAACAGCCUUGUGGACUACUGCUUCGACUUCCAGCAAGCAUUUCAAACAAACCUCGGAGACCUCCCUGACUUGCCAUCGGGGAGCGGCCAGAGCAAAUCCGCCUCCCACGCGUUGGGCAUCACUAUGGCCCUUGUCGAGAACUCGCCGGAAACCAUCGAGCUUCUUCGUACGCUUUGCUUUUUUCACAAUGAGAGUAUCGCAGAACAAAUUUUUGAAGAAGCUUGGAACAACUUAACGAUAGGUUCUCCAGGGGAGUCUUCCCAGUGGGCACAUUGGGCACCUCUUGUGCCGCUUUUGGAUCCCACAAGUGCUCAGUGGCGCACACCGGGUCUCCGCAAGGCGUUCAAUACCCUAUGUCGUUAUAGUUUGCUCGUCUGCGAUGCGUCGUACUCCAGCAAGUACUCGAU
Messenger RNA from Colletotrichum acutatum, 2232 nucleotides. RefSeq names its product nucleoside phosphorylase domain-containing protein. The record is from RefSeq and is a predicted model, not a curated record. The transcript has 4 exons. Gene Ontology annotation, molecular function: catalytic activity. The annotation marks the transcript as partial. Gene Ontology annotation, biological process: nucleoside metabolic process. Lineage: Eukaryota; Fungi; Ascomycota; Sordariomycetes; Glomerellales; Glomerellaceae.